UUUGCCAAAUUGUUAUGAAAGCCAAACUGAGCUCCAUUCCAAACCCAGGUUAGCCCAACACCACAGCCUGAGUGCCAGAGCAGGAGACCGACACAUGGCAGUCUAUGGACCCUCCUUCAGACAGCCACAGCUUGUAACAACGAUGUGGAUGCUGAUCAUAGUCCUAGGUACGUGUGGAGGACGUGCCAUGGGCUGGACAUAUCAUUACUCCGAAAAGACCAUGAACUGGACCAUGGCAAGAGAGUGGUGUCGUAUGAACAACCACACAGACAUGAUGGCCAUCCAAAACCAGGAAGAGAAUAAUUACCUCCGCGACGUCUUGCCCGAUAGAACCGGGUCUCCAUAUUACUGGAUCGGAAUCACGAAGAUCAAUGAAAGCUGGACAUGGAUCGGAACCAAUGGAACGUGGGUUGGGAAUUAUUCCUGGGCACCCAACGAACCCAAUAACAUACUGGGUGAGGAGUGCGUUGAGAUGUACGUCAACAAAGGGAACAGCGAGAAUCACGGGAAGUGGAACGAUGACAAGUGCUCAAAUCUCAAAUACUCGCUGUGCUACAGAGAGCAGUGCAACCAAACAUCAUGCAAGGGACAAGGGAGAUGCUUGGAGACCAUCAACAACUUUACCUGUGUGUGUGAACCUGGGUUUGAGGGACACGGGUGCCAAACAGCUAAGGGAUGUGACCCUUUCUGUCUACCUGAUGGGUUUGUGAACUGCUCUGCUGUCGACCUUACUGUGAACUCUACCUGCCGGUUGAGCUGUGAGAAGGGGAGUCUACUGCUGGGAUUACCAGAGGUCAGCUGUAGCAUGGACAGGGUCUGGACCGGGGUCCGCGGCGACGACGUCUGGAGCAGGAUCUGGUUAUGGAGCGGACGGAGGCCAGUUUGUGCAAGUUAUCAGCAUGUCCUAAUGGUUGUAGCUGCUGGUUCGAUGCUCUCAAUGUCCUGCUGCAUCUGCUGUUGUUUCAAUCACAGAAAAAGAAAGAAGCAUGCCCAACUAAGGGAACCAGAGGAGGGUGUGACGUCAUCCAAUGGGGACAUCUGAUGGACCGCUGAGACUUCAUGAAUGAUGUCAUAAUCGACCUAUUAUAUUAGUCCACGUCAAACACAGGAUGU
Messenger RNA from Coregonus clupeaformis (lake whitefish), 1113 nucleotides. RefSeq names its product L-selectin-like. NCBI's taxonomy places the organism in Eukaryota, Metazoa, Chordata, Actinopteri, Salmoniformes, Salmonidae. The transcript is spliced from 7 exons. The coding region runs from base 95 to 1042 and encodes 315 amino acids. The record is from RefSeq and is a predicted model, not a curated record.